Molecule: messenger RNA, 5139 nt
Organism: Haliotis rufescens (red abalone)
Lineage: Eukaryota; Metazoa; Mollusca; Gastropoda; Lepetellida; Haliotidae
Product: receptor-type tyrosine-protein phosphatase epsilon-like
Exons: 25
Coding region: 83-3013 (976 amino acids)
Biological process (GO): protein dephosphorylation
Molecular function (GO): protein tyrosine phosphatase activity
Source: RefSeq, a predicted model, not a curated record
CUCCGUUGGUAUUUAUGGAGUCAACUGUAACAAGAACUGUAACUCUCGCCACUGCAGUGGUUCACCGGACUCGUGUGAUUCCAUGACCGGGGCGUGUUCAAGUGGACAGUGCCAGACAGGAUGGGCAGGAACAGACUGUGCAGCGUGCUCCGUUGGCAUUUAUGGAGUCAACUGUAACAAGAACUGUAACUCUCGCCACUGCAGUGGUUCACCGGACUCGUGUGAUUCCAUGACCGGGGCGUGUUCAAGUGGACAGUGCCAGACAGGAUGGGCAGGAACAGACUGUGCAGCGUGCUCCGUUGGCAUUUAUGGAGUCAACUGUAACAAGAACUGUAACUCUCGCCACUGCAGUGGUUCACCGGACUCGUGUGAUUCCAUGACCGGGUUGUGUUCAAGUGGACAGUGCCAGACAGGAUGGGCAGGAACAGACUGUGCAGCGUGCUCCGUUGGCAUUUAUGGAGUCAACUGUAACAAGAACUGUAACUCUCGCCGCUGCAGUGGUUCACCGGACUCGUGUGAUUCCAUGACCGGGGCGUGUCCAGGUGGACAGUGCCAGACAGGAUGGGCAGGAACAGACUGUGCAGCGUGCUCCGUUGGCAUUUAUGGAGUCAACUGUAACAAGAACUGUAACUCUCGCCACUGCAGUGGUUCACCGGACUCGUGUGAUUCCAUGACCGGGGCGUGUUCAAGUGGACAGUGCCAGACAGGAUGGGCAGGAACAGACUGUGCAGGCUGUGACAAUGGGAAAUUCGGGUUGAACUGUGAGAGUGACUGCGGUCACUGUAACGGGACAUGCGAUGGUGUUGACGGAAGAUGUCUCUGGGGAUGUACUGAGGGAUACAAUGGUUCUCACUGCUCUGUAAAAUUCAGCUGUGACAAUGGGAAAUUCGGGUUGAACUGUGAGAGUGACUGCGGCCACUGUAACGGGACAUGCGAUGGUGUUGACGGAAGAUGUCUCUGGGGAUGUACUGAGGGAUACAAUGGUUCUCGCUGCUCUGUAAAAUUCACUCGUCUUAAUGGAAAAGACACACCAGAAUUUCCUGGAUCAGCUGUAGUGGGGACAGUCGCAGGAGUAUUUGUUGCCAUCAUAAUCGUGGUUGUUGUUGUCGUUGUCAUAAGGAGGAGGCAGAGGUUUCUUGACAGCAACAGCAAUGAGCAAAUUGCAGAGUUUCACCCUAAAGCACAAGAGGACGGCACUUAUGAAAACGUAACUCUAGAUGACAGGAAUGCAGUUAAUCAGAAACCACUGAUAAAGCCCAAACCUGCCACACAGGCCUCGUCAGAUAAACAGCAUAAAUCUAAUGACAAAGAUCAGGAGGAAGAAGACUUUGAUGAAGACGUUCAAUCUCCUGAAAGCUGUUACUACAACGCAGACGCCGAUGCCGCCAUAAGAGACGUCGCUGUGUCAGAACUAGCUGCGACGGUUGCAACACUUAAGGACAGAACAGAUGGAUUUGAAAAAGAAUAUCACCGACUACCGACUGGAUUCACGGCGCCCUAUCGAGAUUCCCAGAAACCCGAGAACAAUGGCAAAAACAAGUUCAGAGGCUACUACCCCUACGACCAUAACCGAGUCCGCCUGGCAUCGUUCCCAGACACUCCCGGGUCUGACUACAUCAACGCAAGUCUCAUGCACAGCUACAACCAGAGGAAGACAUACAUUGCAUCUCAAGCUCCCAACAAGAAGACAGUGGGAGACUUCUGGAGAAUGAUCUGGGAACAGUCCUGCAGCCAUGUAGUCAUGUUGACUGGUCUGAUGGAGGAGUGUAGGAUCAAAUGUGAACGAUACUGGCCGACAGGUGGCGUCAUGGACAUUGGUCUCUUCAAAAUAGAGGUGGAAGUAACACAAAGCCGCGCGAACUUCACAACGAGACACAUGAAAGUCACGUCCAACACAACUGGAGAGUGUCGGUCAGUUGUCCAAUUCCACUUCACAUCCUGGCCUGACCACGGUGUUCCGGACACUCUCGCUCUCGUCAACUACAUCUGGCUGGUCAGAGAGACAGUUGCAGAGACAGAUGGACCUCUGCUUGUCCACUGCAGCGCGGGUAUUGGACGUACAGGCACAUACAUCGCUGUGGACUCCCUGCUUGACCAAGCUCGGGGGGAAGGGGUGGUGGAUGUUCUGGGGUACGUGUCCGUCAUGAGGGGACAGAGGAAGAACAUGAUACAAACUCCGGCACAGUACGAGUGUGUCUUCCUCAGUCUGGUGGAGAUGACGAAAUAUGGCUGCACCAGCAUGGACGUCUCCAACUACACUAACAGCUACAGCUGCAGUGGCAUGGACACCACCAUGGACGGCAAGACUUUCAGACAAAUGUCAGAGAUACUGGAAUCAGAGGCGCGAGAAGAUGCUCCGACCCGACACAGAAUGUGGGUGGACGGUAACCCUGACUUCAUUGUCCGUGUAGGACCGUCACUGACGUGUCUAAGGGGGUACCUGCAAGCCACUGCUCCGCCGCCGGGAUUGGUAAAGUUGUUAUGGAAACUGGUAGAAGAGAACGAUGUCCACAACAUCAUCGUCGUCACUCCAGAUAUGGGGCUUGUGCAAGCAGAGGGCAGGUCAAAGACGCACGGGGAGAUUACUGUGACAACAACGAGUCAAACCAGCCUGUCGACAGACCUCACCAUGAACAACUUGCAGCUAGCUACAAAAGCAGGCAGACCACGGCAAGUGAAGAUGGUCGACGUUAAUGCAAACUUAACUAUGGAAGUUAUGACAUCGCACUUGUUGAACCACGCUCAACUGCAAGAAACAUCAACUCAACCCCACCCUGUUGUUAUUGUUCACAGUGAAAAUGACCAAAAGCUUGCUGUCUCAUUCUGCAUUAUGGGUAAUAUUCUGUCCGGUAUUCGUGAGGACACUCGUGUUGACGUCAUCGGUCACAUGAGGACAUUCCUCAGAUGUUGCCCUGACCUGCAGUUCACCCAGAGUGAUGUGCAGAUGUUUCAUGACUUCGCCCAGCAGUGUAUUCUGAGAACGGACCCGGCAAAUACCUAUGCCAACACCUGAACUUUACACCACACUGUCUCAAUGGACCACAUAACAACAGCACACAUGGUCCUAACUAAUGACCAAACAGUGCGCUAACACCGAUGCCGAUUUACGAACGUUCUAUUAGUCUAAAUAUGCGUAUAUAGCUUCCGACUCACAGACAGUAGGAUUAUGUGAUAUAUAUAUAUAUAGUAUUAUUAUAACAAUUAUUACUGCAGUGACAGUGCCUUGAAAGGAAUCAAAGGAAUGGAUUGCCAGUGAUGUCACGGAGACUAGUAUAUACAGACUCUACAAGAAAUCGAUGCUCUGUACAUGUAUGAUAACAUUUGUUUUCGCAUUUUGACUGGCAGCAUAUUUAAUAUGAGUUGAGAAUAAUGGACUUCUUAUUUAGACAGAAACUCAUCUACCUAUGCAAAACCAUUAACCUAUGUGUAUUACUGCUAAUUGUCUAUAUUGUUUCUUAAGUUGUGUAUUAUUUGUAUGUGUCAUUAUCAUAAUGCAUUCUUACAAUGUUACCAUGCAACAAAUGUUUGAUUUCUUAUUUGUCUUGUUUAACUGCAAACUAUACCACCUCUUAUCACAUGAAGCUGUUAUCACUUAAUCAAAUCUCACGGACACAAUAGGGAGACGAGUAGUCUUAGGCAUGAACAUCCUGUUUUUUUACGACACGGCGCUCAGUGACUAAAGGUCAAACGGCAAGAGCUGACGCUUCAGUGACAAAAUGAUGUGUGUUGCAAUUCCCAAUUUUGACUUGUAUCACAUAUUCCAUAAUUAUUUGUGUGAACUCUUAGCUUGGCUUUACAUGUGUAUGUGACCAGUGCCACUUUUGAAACACCUGGUUUCAUCACGAUUUGAUUGUGAUUCAUAAACACAUGCCUAUGAUACAACUUAAAAACUUAGUUUAAAACGAACUCUGUCCAUAAAUAAUACGACUCCAAAGCAUGGUAUCUAAUGAAAGAAUAUCACCUUUUAAGAAUCCAUAUACAAUUUAAUGGAAUCCAUAAUUUUAUAUAGAUGCGUACUUCUUUCACAGGAUUUCACAUAAUUUCGUACUAGUUCCACUGAAUUGCACAUACAACCGUACUAGUUCCACGGAAUUGCACAUACAACCGUAAUAGUUCCACUGAAUUGCACACACAACCGUACUUGUUCCACUGAAUUGCACAUACAACCGUACCGGUUCCACUGAAUUGCACAUACAACCGUACUCGUUCUAGAGAAUUGCACAUACAACCGUACCAGUUCCACUGAAUUGCAUAUAUAUUCGUAUUAGUCCUACCGAAUUGCACAUAGAUUCGUACCAGUUCCACAGAAGUGCACAUUCAUUCGUACUACUUCCACAGAGUUGCACAUACAAACGUACUUGUAGCUACACACUUUGUCAAUAUAAAGUCAUGAACAGUAUGCUGUAAAGGAGUACCAACAAGACCAUCAUCUAAAUUUGAACAAAAUAUUUUGUCGCAGGCUAUUAUAAAUGUUAUAAAGUAACUGUUCAUCAACAUUGAUGUAUAUAAGUGCACAUUUUGACGCCGACAUCAUUAUACUGUCUCGAUUGGUUAUCAACAUUUUUAACAAAGUUGCAUUAGGUAAAAUAAAACGCCCUGCAAAUGUAUAUAUGUAUCAUACAUGUAUAUAAUGUAUGCACAUCGUAUUUGUACGUUAUUUAUGCACAUCGCUAAUGUACGUCUAUACGUCAUAUAAGCACAACAUCAAUGACAUACUUCAUGGAUGCGCAUAGUGGAUGUACGUAUAGAUGUGGGCAUAAGCAGCACCUCCCCCACCCCAACCACCCACCCCCCAUCCCCAUCCCUCCGAACCCCUUAGCUCAAGCCUGUAAACUUACCAGAUGUUUUGUUUAGGUGAAGUUUGCCUCUCCUUCCCGAUUACCAGUAAGAUAUCCGAUAUACGAAAGAUUGCAAUAUUCCGGAGGAAGAUGUGUAAAGGUUUGUUUUAGCUGGUUAAUCUUUAAGCUGGUUAAUGUUAAGAUGUCAAAAUGAGUCUGUGCUGAUAUUGAAACCAAAAUAUGAUUUAAAUAUCAUCACUAUCAAAUCGUUCUAUUUUCUUUGAUAAAUUCUGUUUUUGUGUGCUUUGCCAAAAAAGAUUGUUUGAUUUGUAAAUGUGACGUAUAGUUCACUGGAUAUAUA